Malurus melanocephalus (red-backed fairy wren) is the source of this 972-nucleotide messenger RNA. It is a transcript of the gene SMIM13, whose product is annotated as small integral membrane protein 13. The record is from RefSeq and is a predicted model, not a curated record. The coding region runs from base 97 to 366 and encodes 89 amino acids. The transcript is spliced from 2 exons. NCBI's taxonomy places the organism in Eukaryota, Metazoa, Chordata, Aves, Passeriformes, Maluridae.
GCCGCCGGGUCGMUCGGCGGCGGGAGGAGGAGCAGAAGCGCGGCCGCCGCGGCCGCCGGCCCGGCCUGGGUGCUCUGGGCUUCCCCCGGCCGCGCCAUGUGGCAGAGCAUCGGGCUGACCCUGCUGGUGAUCGUGGCCACGCUGGCCUGCGUGCUGCUCUUCAUGCUGUGCGGAUGGUAUGUGGUCUGGCAAUUGUUUUUGUCUAAAUUCAAAUUCCUGAGAGAAUUGAUAGGUGACACGGGAUCCCAGCAGGGAGACAACGAGCCKUCAGAGACUGAAGCUGAACAGGAAACUCCACCCUCACCUCAGAGAGCGAGACAGAAAUCUGCUCGGCAGCGAAGGGCACCUACAGAAGACACUACUUAAAGUACUCCGUUGAACUUCUGAGUAACUGUGAAUGGUUAACACCUCUGCACUGUGUCCUUCAGUGGUGUGAUCUUACUGAAAAACUGACCUAAGAGGUAGCAAUGAUCCCUGUGGACCUUUACUUCUGAGCUACCAGUGGAUGAUGCUGCUGUGGUUGAGGUUCAGGGAGGGCUUCAGCAGCAAGUCAGAGAAUYCUGUAGGAAUGGGGUAGAGAGAAAUGUCCAUCACAAAAAGGCUGAGCUCCUGUAUCACCUGUCUCAGCAUUUAGAUGAAAAACAGGUCCUGGACCAUAGGCUUAGCCUUUGCAUUAGUCUGAACAUAACAUUUCAGACUUGAAAUAGUUUAUAAAUUAUUUUUUUCUUUACAGCACUGUAACUACAUAUAGUGAAAUUGAGUUUUAUUUCCUCAGUUGUAUAUGAAUAUAUAUAUUUUUUCAAACUUGAGAAAGCACAUGAACUUAAAAACCAGUUGAAAGAAUAUUCUGCUUUAGAAGUUAUUUUAUAGUGAGAUUUUAGUUAGGUUCUUGUGUAUAUAAAAAGCAUAAAUGAAAUAUGAAAAAUCAAUAUUAGAUGCACAUGAUUUGGAGGUUUUCAUCAUCUCCUCUUU